GGUGCAAGGAAUCAGUGUGUAGCGCAGACUGGCCUGGUUAAUUGAUUAGCCGUUUGGAAUUUCGCGACUGUGGGGUCUUUACGUAACAUGCAAUACAACUGUUUUAAUUGGAGCAAUGACCCAAAUCGUCGGCGAAUAAACACAUUAGGAACAGAAACUAAGCAACAGAAACAUUUGUUUCACAUUUUACAGAAAACAAUCCUGUUCGGAACUCAAGCAAUGGAGAGGUGGAAGAGUCAUGUUCGUGCGGAGCUUUUCCAGAGAGACUGUCAGCAAAAAGAACCCUUCAGUGGCCUCAUUAAGUCAUAUUCCCGGUUGUUGGAGAAAUGCGAAUUACACGAGUGCUUUUGGGACGAAAAGCAGGGAUCCAGGUUUGUGGAAUCUCCUGAAACGCUGCAGCUGCAGCUUCUGUUAAAGGAGGGAGAACAGGUUAGAGAGAAGCUCGCCCAGAGGGUCACGGACCUGAUGAGCUCCCUGUAUCUGAAAGAGGCAGAGCUGCAGUACUGUCACUCACAGGUGUCCCGCUACCACAAGGAGGCGCUGUCCCUGGCCAGGAGCGCUGGUGCUCUGCAGAGCAGCCUAUUGGACUGCGAGUUCGCCCUGGAGAGCCAAUCGAAGGAGCUGGCGGCUCUCCAGGCGGAGCAGGGCACGAGGGGGGCGGAGCUUACAGCGGCACGGAGAGAGGUGGAGCACCUGCUGGAGCGCUGGAUGGAGGAGAAGAGAGAAGAGGCGGAGCGAGUGAACGAGCACAACAGCACGCAGGAGCGAUGGCACCGGUUCACCAGCCAGCUGGCUAAGCACUGCCGGAGAGGUGGGCAGCAGCAAAGAGGUGAACCUGAGCAGCUCACCUGGACACCACCUGAUACACCUGCAACCUGUGAGGAGACAACUGAGCCACUCUGAUACAGCCACCCACACACGUGCACCUAAUACACACACAUGCAUCAACACCUAACGCACACACAUACACCAAGACCUAACACACAAACUAUCAAGCCAAAUAGCUGUAGCCAGUAAGGUCUCUGUCCCUGGUUUACACAUGUAACCCCCCUCCAUUUCCUGACCAAAUGCUAACAAACACCAUAGUAUACUCUGAAUGUAACAGACACAUAAAUAGAACAGAAGUGCUCUGCCUUAAAUGAACACCCUCUAAAUGCACAAAUGACACAGAAAUUCAAAAUAAACAUUUUUUAAAAAAGAAGUUUUAUUUUUUUCCUGAAAUGCUGUACAAAAUAAAGAAGCAACAUGAAUCGUC
This is a messenger RNA of Anguilla anguilla (European eel), 1255 nucleotides long. RefSeq names its product autophagy-related protein 16-1. Gene Ontology annotation, cellular component: autophagosome membrane. The record is from RefSeq and is a predicted model, not a curated record. The coding region runs from base 88 to 903 and encodes 271 amino acids. The transcript has 6 exons. Gene Ontology annotation, biological process: autophagosome assembly; negative stranded viral RNA replication. NCBI's taxonomy places the organism in Eukaryota, Metazoa, Chordata, Actinopteri, Anguilliformes, Anguillidae.